AUGCCCAAAGCGACCACCCCUACGUCUGCCCGCCAGGCUGGCCGGCGGCACAACCCUCUCGAGAGCGACAUUCUCGCUACGGGCGUCCUGCGCCAAAAGGCACCCAAGCGCAAAUCGAAGAGUGACGAGGACGCCGACAACCAGUUCAUCGAGUCCAAGGCCUCGAAGAAGAUUCUACAACUUGGUCGCGAGCUCGCUGACGAAGAUCGCGCGGAACCAGAGCCUUCCAUAUCAGCACCAGAUGCUUUCGGUCUGGGCUCCAGAUUCAUCGAGGAAGACGAGCAAGAGGGAGGAGCUUUUGAGGAUGAUGAGGCUUGGGGAGACGAGGACGAGGUUGUAGAAGAGAUUGAGGUUGACCCCUCUGACCUCGAGACCUUCAACAAGUUUCUUGCCAAUGGAGAGGAUCCUCUGGCGAACCUCCCCGGCUGGGGCGCUGAUGCUGCCGCCGAGCCCAGUGCUGGCGGGCAGAACCUGGCCGACAUCAUUCUGGCAAAGAUUGCGGAGCACGAAGCAACACAGGAGGGUCGACAGAAUCCCAUGGCUGCUGUUGACGACGACUUUGAACUGCCGCCUAAGGUGGUUGAGGUCUAUACCAAGAUUGGUAUGAUCUUGUCACGCUACAAGUCUGGAAAGCUGCCCAAGCCACUUAAGGUUCUCCCCACUGUUCCGCAGUGGGAAGACAUUCUCGAGCUUACUCGACCGGACACCUGGACACCCAACGCAUGCUAUGAAAUGACGAGGAUCUUUGUCAGCUCCAAACCGAUCGUCGCGCAACGAUUUCUCGAGAUGGUGAUCCUGGAUCGGGUCCGCGAGGAUAUUCACGAGACCAAGAAACUGAAUGUCCAUCUUUUCAAUGCGCUCAAGAAGGGGUUGUACAAGCCGAGCGCGUGGUUUAAAGGGUUCCUCUUCCCGCUAGUCGGCUCGGGCACCUGCACGUUGCGGGAGGCUCACAUCAUUUCGGCCGUUCUCACUCGCGUCUCCGUACCGGUCCUCCACUCAGCUGCCGCGAUCAAGGGGCUGUGUGACAUCGCCGCGCAAGAGGCAUCUGCUGGCACCGAGGGAGGCGGUGCCACCAACAUCUUCAUCAAAACUCUUCUUGAGAAGAAGUACGCACUUCCCUUCCAGGUCAUCGAUGCCCUGGUAUUUCACUUCCUUCGCUUCCGUAGCGUGGACCCCGCGGCGGUCAAAGAGGGGGAUGCCAUGUCCGGCUUGACUGGUGGCGGCGGCAACACAAGACAGCUGCCCGUGAUCUGGCACCAGUGUCUCUUGGCGUUUGCUCAACGAUACCGCAACGAUAUUACUGAGGACCAGCGUGAGGCUCUCCUAGAUCUGCUGUUGACGCAUGGCCACCACACAAUUGGCCCCGAGGUCAGGAGAGAGCUUCUGGCUGGGAGGGGGAGAGGAGUUCCGCUCGAGCCUCAAGACUCGGCGUUCGAUGGAGACGAUACCAUGUUGAUGCCUGAAACUCCUACCCUGGGAUAUGAUCCCAAUCAUAUUCGAAAAGCAAGACAUAGAAGUAUGGUAGACAAUGCCACCGGCAAGCUUCCAACACCUUCAAGUCAGGUCUCAACGCCGUCGAGGGGCGCCAGGGACGGCGCUGGCAGCCCGUACGGCGUUGAUCCUCCCCGUCCGGCCAAGGACGGCUUCGAAUGGGUCUGGUUCCCGGAUGGCUACUGGGCCGAACGGCCGGUCCACGAGAAGACAGAAAGCCGCAAGGGCAGCGAGAGCAGGCUCUGGCGAUAG
Molecule: messenger RNA, 1743 nt
Organism: Thyridium curvatum
Lineage: Eukaryota; Fungi; Ascomycota; Sordariomycetes; Thyridiales; Thyridiaceae
Exons: 3
Coding region: 1-1743 (580 amino acids)
Biological process (GO): rRNA processing
Cellular component (GO): cytoplasm; nucleolus; preribosome, small subunit precursor
Molecular function (GO): snoRNA binding
Source: RefSeq, a predicted model, not a curated record